AUGUCGAAUGCUUUCGCCCUUUCUGUCGGUCUCCGGCGGGGCUCCUACUACCAGACCGGCUCAAAUCACGGCUGUCGCUCGGUCCCUGGACUUAUUGCGGCUUGUGUUCCCCUACCACGCGGCACAGGGAGCUUGUGUCAGCUGCAGGUAUUCGAUUCCUUCAGCCGUCCAAAGCUGGCAAUGACAGGCGCAGGCCACAAGGUCGAGAGCCAAGAAUGCUUAGCAUUUCAAUCAAGUCUCCCUGCACCGUGUCCGGGAAGCCCCGUACUGGGUACCCCAUCCCUUGCCCGCGCCAGUACAACCGCAGAUGGUGUGGCGUUUGAGGGUAUUGAUGGUGCAACAGCUAUUUUUGCUAGAAUAUUUCAUCUGCCCUUUUUGCGGCUAGGUGUUGCUUGUGGCUUGGGGCUCAUCUCAGGUACAAACAGCACUAUUGUCUGGCCGUUUGCCGAGAACAGUUCCAAAGCUGUCCGUCUUCGCACGUGUGCCCUACACUACCUUGACGCUUCCAUGCAAACACGUCGUAUCGGUUACAAAAGAGAUACCUCUGGCCAUGGCGGCGUCAGAGGCAGGCCGCCAUAUGUGGCUUUAGUACCAUGGUCCGUACCGAGGCAAAGCCCGGCUGCUAGUCAUCGUGUUGAAAAGCACUCAGCCGUACUGUGCCGCACCAAGCCAGGGAAUCGAGUUGCUAAUAGCAGCUUGUCAGGCGUGCGGGCGGAUGCUUGGAGAGAGGGGGCUGCCCUUCAAGGACUGCAGGUUGCGCACCCAAGACCCAAGGAGAAAAGCCACUCAAGCAGGCGGAUGCAGCUAGCUGACAGUCAAUAUCGAAGCAGCCCGUCAGGCAGUUAA
Trichoderma harzianum CBS 226.95 is the source of this 846-nucleotide messenger RNA. RefSeq lists its product as hypothetical. The transcript is spliced from 5 exons. The coding region runs from base 1 to 846 and encodes 281 amino acids. NCBI's taxonomy places the organism in Eukaryota, Fungi, Ascomycota, Sordariomycetes, Hypocreales, Hypocreaceae. The record is from RefSeq and is a predicted model, not a curated record.